Durusdinium trenchii is the source of this 2322-nucleotide messenger RNA. Lineage: Eukaryota; Dinophyceae; Suessiales; Symbiodiniaceae. The record is from the annotation of a GenBank genome assembly.
AUGACCGAAUGCUGCUGUGCACCCUUCCUCUGGAAGCCAGUUCCUGACUGGAAGCCGACACGACAGGUGUCCUGCUUGGAGGAGGACGAGACCCUCUCCCCCUCUCUGCGCAGUGGACCUGUGAGCCCAAAAGUGUCGCUGCAGCUGCUGAGGGACGGCAACGCGCGAUUUGCCACGGGAAGAUCCAGGAACACAGCAACGAAUGAGGCGACUCGGAAGCAGCUGGAGAUCACUGGCGAGGCUCCCCACUGCGCCAUCAUCGGCUGCGCGGACGCCCGCGCACCCUUAGAGACGAUCUUUGAUGCCAUGCCAGGUGACAUCUUUGCUUUGCGGAAUAUUGGCAACACUUGCACCCAUGCCGAAGGCAGCAUGGUUGGCAGUUUGGAGUUCUGCAUUGGAAAGCUCCGUAGCCGACUGAUCCUGGUGCUGGGACACAGCCACUGUUCAGCCGUCUAUGGCGCGACCCAGUCCUACUUUGACACACUGGAAGCCAGAUCCAACAGCCAAGAGGUCAUCACUGCCUCCAGUGCCCUUGAUGGUUUGCUCUUAGAUUUGUCCUGUGUGGCUGAGCAAGCCGCCGGCGAAUUAGGCGUCGAUCGUUCCAUCGAAGAUGUGGCACACCAUGCGGUGAAGCUCAAUGUCUUCCACACGGUCAACUUUUUGUUGAAGUUUAGUGGGCCAAUCCGGGAAAAGGUCCGAAGCAGACAACUGGAAAUUCAAGGUGCCAUCUAUGACCUGCCAUCUGGAAGGGUAGACUUCUUAGGUUGCUCACCUGAUCAAGAUGAGUACUUGUCCUCGAAGAUACCUUUGCCAUUGUCUGUGGCCCGGGAUGACAGCUUACCUGCUCGAGGCUCCGGCGUGCGUGGCGUUCGCACGGCCUACGAUGGCCGGAUGUCGGCCAAGGAGGCCCUGGAAAUGCUCAAGGAAGGGAACAACCGUUUCGUGCUGGGAACCCCACUGGCCAUGGCUGCUGAUGAUUCCAUGAGGGAAGCUCUGGUUUAUCAAGGGCAAGCGCCCCACACCGCGGUGCUGGGCUGCGCCGACUCCCGAGCGCCAGUGGAUACCCUCUUUGAUUCCAUGCCAGGAGAUCUCUUUGUUUUGCGCAAUGCGGGCAACACCUGUACGCAUGCGGAAGGCAGUAUGCUGGGAAGCUUGGAGUUUUGCGCAUGCAAGCUUAGCACCAAGCUUAUCCUGGUGCUUGGGCACACGCAAUGUAGUGCACUGACGGGGGCGGCGGAAGCAUACCUCAAAAGCCAGGACGGAGGCGAAGACGGCCUCAGCUCCGCCUCUUCGGUGUCUACAGCGUUGGAAGGCCUACUGACCUCCUUGUCCUCCGUCUCGAAGCGGACGGCCGACACCAUGAGCGUGGAGGCAGAGCUGAAGCAGCUGGUGGCUCACUCGGUGAGAGUCAACGUCUUCCACUCGAUUGAUUUCAUGCUGAAAUAUAGCAUGCCUAUUCGCGAGCUCGUGAAAAAUGGCGGGCUCGAGAUUCACGGAGGCAUCUAUCGCUUGGAGACGGGCCGUGUGGACUUCUUGGGGCCUUCGCCCAACCAGGCGAAGCUGCUCUCCAGUGAGCUUCAUCUACCGCCCUCCAUGGCGGUCUUGCCGAUCCGGACCUCCUUCGAUGAACCGCUGCAUCCGAACAUGUCCUUGAAACUCUUGAAGGAGGGCAAUGAGCGAUAUGUUUAUGGCCAUGCCACUGCCAAGGUCAGCAACUGCGUGCGGAGGGCUUUGGCCGAGGACGGGCAAGCGCCUCACUGCGCCAUCAUCGGCUGCGCGGACUCCCGGGCACCUUUGGAGGCUAUCUUCGAUGCCAUGCCUGGAGACAUCUUCGCACUCCGGAAUGCUGGGAACACGUGCACCCACUCGGAAGGGAGCAUGCUGGGAAGCCUCGAGUUCUGCACGAGCAGCUUGGGCACCCAGCUGAUUCUGGUCCUGGGACACACGCAGUGUACAGCGGUGCGGGGUGCCACCAAGAUGUUCUUGGAGUCUGGAGGCCCAGAGCUCACCGAGAACAAGGCGUGGGACGCUUUGUUGGCUGGGCUUAGCAUCGUGGCGAAACAGGCAGCCACUGAGCUGGGUGCCUAUGCCAAUGAGGAGGCCAUCAUCGCUCGCGCAACGAAGCUGAACAUCUACAGGUCUAUCAAUUUCCUUCUCCAAUACAGCGGCAUCAUCCGUGAAAAGGUGGAGAUGGGUGAAUUGGAGAUCCAGGGAGGAAUUUAUGACCUGGAAACCGGGCAGGUACAUUUCCUAGGCCGAAGUCCACUACAAAAUGAGAUUCUGAGGUCAGAUCUCGCGUUGGAGAAGUUGGCCGGGUGUUGA